Molecule: messenger RNA, 2070 nt
Organism: Thermochaetoides thermophila DSM 1495
Lineage: Eukaryota; Fungi; Ascomycota; Sordariomycetes; Sordariales; Chaetomiaceae
Exons: 4
Coding region: 1-2070 (689 amino acids)
Source: RefSeq, a predicted model, not a curated record
AUGGCUGGGCGACCAGCCAACACGGGGCGUUUUCACGCCCUGCUGUCGCGGGCUGCUUCUAGCAGCUCCGACAGCAGCUCCGAGGGAAGCUCAUCCCUCGAUUUGCCCACGUCUGCGGGCAAGCCGGCGUCUUCGGGCGCUGGCCCUUCCAAGGCCGCCGCGCCCUCGGCUCCCAUGGGCGCUCCCGCGAGUGGGAACGGGCCCUCGCGGCAGGCUCAAGGUUUGCUCCCGGCGACUCCCAUUGUGGGAAACGAUCGUGGGGCCUCGAUCCCGGCCUCUACUACGGAGGCCUUCAUCGAGGCCAUGCAGGCCUUGAGCCUGCGGCCGGAUGAGAAGCUUCAUCCGGCCCACCAGGCACUCCGCGACCAGGCCUGCAAGCUCCAGUCGCGGAUUUGGGGUCUGCGCCAGGGCAUGCAAGCCCAGUCCUCGGUCGUUCCGGCGGACCUAAUUGCGUCCUUCGAGUUCGACCUCAAGCUGUUGAUUGGCACCACAGUCACAAUCAACAAGCUCGGCGAUGACCUGGCCACCGAGCUCAAGAAGGCGCAGGAUGAUGUCAAGCGCCUCACCGACCGUGUAAAUGCCCUGGAGCGCGACGUUGAGAGUCGACAGCGUCGCGAGGAGAACCUGCAACGCCUCGUCUCCAAGGCUGAGGAGGACAAGAAGCUCAUAGCUAUGCUUCAAGACCAAGUGGACGGCAAGCGCAGUCUGUGGAUGGACGUCCACCGCGACCCCCAGGAGCGUGCUGCCGCUCUCCAGAACCUCGCCCGGUCAUCGGCGCUGAUCAGCCCAACCUAUCCCAAUUUCCCUCGGCCAGCAGAGACUAAGCCCUACCAGCCCCGACAGGGAGGUCCUACCCUUAUGGGCCCGCCGCGUCCGGUCAGCGCAAUGGGCCACAUCCCUCCCGCGAUGCGUCAGGGCCCUCAUCACCCGCCAACUCACUUAUCGGGCGCCCAAACCAUGCGCGCUCGCACCAACCUAAUGGGUUUCGGUCACCCCCCUCACCACCGCCAGGCAUCAAUGGCGCUGACGCCAACUGGACCUUCACAACCUCCUCGCUUCGCGGGCACGUACCUCGGCAACAUGCCGUCCAGCCAAUAUUCCGUGGCUCCGAAGGGUAGCUUCCAGAACUUCGACAGCCCCGAGUGUUCCAACCCUCCGGCUUUCCCUGCGGCCCCGGGCCCCACUCUUUCGCCGGUUCCGCCGCCGAAUGCUCUCAUCUCCGAUAAGGAUGUUCACAUGUGGGCUGGUGAAUUCCAGACCCUCUUUUCCCUCAUUAACGGCUUCUGCAACACUUACUUCCGAGAACUGCCCUGCCUCAACGACGAUCUAAGGAACCGCCUACAAAAGGAAGCCAAAGGCGCCCUCUGGGACUACGUUUGCAAGGUCUGUCAUACUCUUCCUGGUUCGAGCCAGUCCAAUGGCGAACGAGCUCUUCGUCUUCUUCACGACAGGGUUGCCCGCCCUUAUCUCAUGGAGCGUCUUAUCCUUCAACAUAUUGUCAACUCCAUCUUCCACUAUGAGGGUUGGAAUGAUUACUCCGAUGACGUGGAUGCCGAGAUGGCGAGAAUCCAUCGGGAUCUCAAGUUCAUUGAGCCCGCGCGUACAUUUGAGCGCCAAAUGUGCGUUGACCGCCGUGCCGAGCUGAUCAAGAAGAUGACAACCGGCCCCAACGCCCCGGCGUUCAAGAAUCACAAGCUUAACCAACAUCAUCAACACCUGAAGACUAUCGUCACGCCCCUACUUCCUUACGACCCUAACCGCAAGAAGUCCGACCUCACUAACGAGGCUCUCUACGACCUGUUUGCCGUCGUCAAUGCCGCUUGGGAAUUGUCUUCCAAGAUGAUGAUGUCCCGGUUUACCUUCAGCUUUGACUGGGCCCAGGGUCACGAUCGCUUCUCUGCCGAGACUCACGACGCAAUUGCCUGCGACAUCCACCCCACCAUCCUCCAACGCGAUCACUGGCUCGUCAAGCUCGGCGUGACACCCAUCAUCACGGCGAGAAGCGAUGCAGGUUUGUCCAUUGCCACCCGAACCAUUCUUAAGUCCGGUGUCCUGGUCACCCGGAUGUGA